UGUUUGAUAAAUCUCUACAAAAUAACUAUAUAUUUGGCAAGAAUAUUGAUUAUUUAUCAGUUUAGUGGAUCAUUUGACGCGAUGCAUACUUCAGGAGUAAUCGUUGGUAUUUGCGCACUGCUUGUGUUCGUAAAAGGGCAAUCUUCAACUAAUGUUAAUCGAUGCAUCCUCAAUCCAGGCGAACUUCCUAUGAACGUGCUCGUCCAUGGAUGUGGAGAGCCUCCCUGCUUGCUGCCGCAGCUACAGGAUGCGGUCAUUGAUGUCAUCUUCAGAGCACCUCGCACCAUCACCAACAUGACGACGCUUGCGACAGCAACCGUCAACAUGAUCAUAGAGAUCAACGUCCCCUACGACCUGGGCGAAUACGCCAAGACCUGCAACUUCUUCACUAACACCUGGUGUCCGAUCUUGGCGGGAGAGGUCGUGCAGUACCGCCUGAAGAUGCAUAUUGAGAGGUUUUUCCCUGUGGGUACGGUGGCGACUGCGGAGUUCAGGAUCGUGGACAACGAUAGGAACGGCGAAGUGAUCUGGUGUCUCCGCAUGCCCAUCCGAAUCACGCCCCCGGUGCGUGCCAUCUCUGACGCAAAUGAAGAACAAGACGUAUCUCCAGUACAAAUUGUCAAUGAUGUUUUGUGA
Maniola jurtina (meadow brown) is the source of this 636-nucleotide messenger RNA. RefSeq lists its product as uncharacterized. NCBI's taxonomy places the organism in Eukaryota, Metazoa, Arthropoda, Insecta, Lepidoptera, Nymphalidae. The record is from RefSeq and is a predicted model, not a curated record. Bases 82 to 636 code for a protein of 184 amino acids. The transcript has 4 exons.